Phytomonas sp. Hart1 is the source of this 3900-nucleotide messenger RNA. The record is from the annotation of a GenBank genome assembly. NCBI's taxonomy places the organism in Eukaryota, Euglenozoa, Kinetoplastea, Trypanosomatida, Trypanosomatidae.
AUGCGGAAGAAGUGGAUUGGUUCUUCUUUUAUCCCCUCGCUUCGUUGUAGAGUUUCGCUGAAUGCUUUCAAAGACGGAAAUUUACGACAGGGUAGUCGUUGGAUGAGCAUGACGUCUUUCCUAACGCGUCCUGCUCUUUCUUUUGUAUUAUCAGGCCGCCGAUGGAAUAGUACUCAGACAGGAGCUUCUUCAACAGGGGUAUCUUCUUCUUCUUCCUCGGAGGAGCUUAUCGAAAAAACGCUUGGGUUGGAAAAGAAACGCGUCAAUUCUUUCCUACAAUUCAUAAGGGGUGAGAAGUCGUCGUUAGUCGAUGACGAAAAGGAAGGAGGGGGUGGCGAUGGCGAUAGUCGUUGGAUGGCGACAUCUUCGUCGAAUUUCACCGAAUCCCGCACGAAAGCGACUCCACGUGGUGGAAGGCAUUUGAAUAAACCCACGCUAGAAGAAAAAUGGAGGAAGAAAAGCAAAAAGACAACACAUCUUCCGAUAAAAUCUAAAAAUACUGCACAAAUGGCGGCAAGAAAUAAUUCGGAUCCAUCAAAUCAGAGAUCAAUUCCUUCAGAUCGUAGGCGUUCAGUAUUUCAUCCCAUAGAAGAGGCUCUUCAAGAUCUUUUUUCUUCUUCUCCACCAGGAGAUUGCCCCUACUCUGACUUAUAUCUUUCACUUCAAACGCUAUAUCAAAAGCAUUUCCAGGAAAAGAUGCGCAUCCCCCCGUCGAUAAUGGAUUCGAUUGCGCCGCCGUCAACGCGGGACUUCGACGCAUCACCGCAUUCUCUCCAGCAGUCCAUAAAAGCGGCGCCACUUUAUAUGUUGACCAUUCUGACAUUCUCCUACCGUGAGUGCUUUUUGCGUUUAAUCAAUUGCCGCCCGCCCGCACCCCAUACCACCGACGCCACAAUCCCUAAUGCCCUUCCCGCGAUGCGGGCCCACCUCACGACGCUCCUUGGCCUCCACCAGGCGGCCCCACCGGCCGCCAACCCUCUCCAGCUCUCCUGGAAGGCGGAGGUCCUCAUCUGCCUGGUCGAGUGCCUCCCCGACGGGGCCUUGGGAGGUCCCGGCAUUGACGAUCGCACGGCGUCUUUGGUCUGCGCCCAUCUCGAGCGUCUCACGGGGGCCUUCAUUGGGGAGGUGGACAGGGUGAACCCCACGGGGGCCUCUGCUGGGGAAGGCCCUUCAGAGGCCCUGGAGGGGGGGGCUCGGCUGUCACAGCUGCGCUUGGCCUGCCGGCCGGCCCGACGCCUCGCGGCCCUGUGGAAGGGAGGGGGUCUAGGGGGCCCUGUGACACAGCGGCACACCGCCCUGUGGGGGGCCCUCACCGCCCAUCUCUACUGGCUCACCCAGGCCCUCUCCCCACGGCCUCUUCGGUGCGUGUCCUUAGGGCUGGGGGAUCGGACGAGAACGGAGGCUGGGGAUUGGGAGCGAAAGGGGUUGGAGGGGGCGGAGAGGCUCUGGGGCAUCCUCCUCCCGCUCGCGCAGCCCUGCGCCCUUACUCACCGCACCAUCCACGCUACACUGAAUAUCCCACUCGUCCAGCAUUUUGAGAUGCUCCGGCGGGGAGGGGCAGGGAUGGGGCCGUUUGCGCAGUUUUGGCUCCGCCACCGCUGUUGGGCCGCCUCGCUGGUCCGCGCGUGGACGGUGUUGUUUGACGCGGCCGCCCAAUCACGCGGGAGAGGGGGGGAGGGGGGGUUAACCGCCCGCGGGAAUUCGUUGUUUUCUCCACCGUUUUCGCCCCAGGCGUGCGCGAUCCUUGCGCGGGUAGGGUUGGCGAUCGAGGGCGGGCUCGCCUUCGUUGCCGCGGGGGUCCUCGCGCGGGAGUGUGGGGCCCCGCUCGCGAUUCCCAACGCUCCCACGUUGGUUUCGUUCGAGAAGGAAACCGAGCGGACCCGAUGCCACUUUGCGGAGGGGCUUCGUUUGACUAAAUCAGAUUUCGCCGGAUGGGAGGAGAUCGCGCAGGACUGCGCGGUGCUUCGCACGCGGGGGGCGGAGUAUAUUCGAAACGUUUUCAGUGCCCUCAUCCAGGCGGAGCUUGCCGCUCCGCCGACAGCCCGCUUUUCCGCCGGCGAUUCGCCACACGGGGGGGAAACCCGCGUGGAGGGGAAAAAAAUGACCUCCACGACGCCCUCUCGUCAUUUUCUGUCGAUGAUUCGGAGUAGUUUUUUCCCUCUCAUGCGCCGUCAUUACCUCCUCACUGGUGGGGGAGGGACCGAUGGCGAUCGCGCGUUAUGGCUACCGUGCUUGGAGGUUUUUCUUCUUUUAAGAAAGAUCUCCACGGACUUUGACGAGCCGCUUUUUUUGCCUUCGACAAAGGGUUCUUCGCGUCAGCCAUGGAUCGAAACGCAGAUUCCAUGGCUGCGGGCCUGCGGGACGACCUUAUCCCAGGCCCUGGAGGUGGCUUUUUUUCUCUCGCUGGUGAUGCACUCUCAAAGUGAGGGCGAAUCCUCCUCUUUUGACAUUCUUUCAGGCGAAAAGGCGGGGGGGCGUUAUUCCUCGCUUUUAAAUUGCGCGUGGAUGACACCGAAGGAGGUCGAGACGUACGUCGCGGAGGUUUUGGUUGGGCUUCAGCGAAGCACCACCCGACAGCUCGCGCAUCUUUGCGGGAGGGCCGAUUUCGCGGACUUCACCGCCCUCCAAACGGGCGAAACUUUCCCCGGCGAUGCGAUUCUCCAGCGUCGUCGCGUUCAAUCGAUCGUAUCGGUGGUCCACGGGCAUGUUUUACAUCCUUCUUUUCUUUGGAUGCCUCUAUGGCAGGUACAGGAGGUGGUUUGGAUCGCCGAACAGCACCUCCACCUCCUUUUCCCCAACUCCCAGACUCCACCACGGGUGCCCUCCACGGCGGCCACCCUGACAAACGAUGCCGGGGGCUCAUUUGAUGAAAACGACCUCGUCGUCGAUCCUUUUUUGGCCGAACUUGACGACCGGCGGUCAAUUUCUUUACAGACUGAGAAUGAAAAAGAAAAAACGGAAAGGCAUGACCCGAGCAGGAUGGAAUCUUCUUCGCCUUCACUGUUUGAAGGCGCUGGGGUCGUGGUAAAAGGGCGCCGGGUGAAUUUGGGGAAGAUGCACGGCUAUCUUGUUCUUCGUCUAUAUACCCUCAGCAAUGUCUUACGCAGCCUUCGCGAUCUCCUCGGAGGGGAUUCUUCUUUAUCUUCUUCGUGUGAGCAUGGGAAAAGAGGGCUGCUGGAGGCCGUCGCGAGGUUUGAGCCCCCAGCGGAGUCGAAAAAGCGCCGGGAGCGGGCCUGGGCGCGGCAGCUCGCGAUGACGCUUCACGAGCAGUACCCAACCCUUCCCGCGGAAAGCGAAGGGGCCUUCUUUUAUUACGGUAAUGAUAUUUAUAAUAUCAAACAGAGCGCCGCCUGCGUGGUAUGGCGACUGGAGAAUACUAUUAGCCGCGCCCUCGCGAAUCAUUUGUUUUUCAACGUUUCUCGCUCCAUCAAGGCUCGUCGUUCUCAAGGGCGACAUCCACAGCAGAUGAUUCCUUCCACUCCUUCUCCCCUUUUGCAGGAUACAAUCCCGAAGAAAGAAAAUGGAAAAGAAGAAAGAGAGAAUGCUUGUCCUCGUCGUCUGAAGGUAGAGCUUUGCCGUUCACGCGGCGAUGCCUCGCUUGGGUUUGUUCUUGACGCCUCCACUGCAGUGCUGCGGCGGGUCGUGGAUGAUUCCUUCUCCGAACUUUCCUCUUCUUUUUCGUCCUUAACCUCAUCGCUUUCGCUUUCUCCGCAUUUUUCAUCGCCUUUAACACCUUUCCGUGUGGGAGUGCAAAACACGGGAGUGGAGAACGCGGAGGAGCUUCUUGGUUGGCGUGUAGUAGAGGUGGAUGGGGAUGGGGUCGCCACGGGGAAAGACGUCCUCCAGGCGAUUAAAGGAAAACUGCAGUUUACUAUGAUGUUUGAGGAAACAGCGCGCUAA